GACAUCUGAGACCCACAAUCACGUUUUACCAUUCCUUUUUUUUUAUCUUACAUCACGUUUAUCGUGAAACUUACACAAAAUGUUCAGAGGCGGACCCCGGCAGCUUCAGAACCCCAACAGAGCAUCUUCAAACACUCGAUGCCAGAAAUGCUUGAAGUUUGGACACUACACCUACCAAUGUAAAAAUCCUAUGCCCUAUGUUCCUCGCCCAUCACGAACCAAGCAACUUGAAAUGGGGGCUAUAGGGCGUGACAAGCCUAGUGUUGAGACUCCGGAUGAAUUCAAGACUUCAGGCAAAGGAGUUGCAGACAAGAUUCUGGCUGCUAAAGAGGAAGACAGGAAAAAGAGGGAAGAAGAGGCAAAGAGAGCAAAUAACAAGGGAAGGAAAAGGAGAAACAGCUCCUCUUCCGAAUCCGACUCAGCUUCCGGCUCAGAUUCCAGCUCUAGCUCCGAUAGUUCGCGAUCUCGAGCCCGUCGACGACGGCGAUAUUCAUCGUCUUCGUCGUCUUCGUCGAGCUCUUCCACCCGUCAUCGUUCUGCGUCUGCCCGCCGACGACGCCGAUAUUCUUCAUCUUCGUCUAGCUCAUCCCCGCGUCGUCGCUCUGCUUCUCCCCGUCGAAAGCGAAAAGACUCGGAUGAUGACGAGUCAAGAAACAGGUCUUCUUCGGUUUCGAGAUCACCAUCUAGAAGCCCGCCCAGACGUAGGAGGGCAUCGUCCGAGGAGAGUAGAUGAUCGCAUAUAUGGAACCAAUUGGGCAUGCAUGAUUGUAC
This is a messenger RNA of Cryptococcus deneoformans JEC21, 771 nucleotides long. RefSeq lists its product as hypothetical. Gene Ontology annotation, molecular function: nucleic acid binding; zinc ion binding. The transcript has 3 exons. Bases 80 to 733 code for a protein of 217 amino acids. NCBI's taxonomy places the organism in Eukaryota, Fungi, Basidiomycota, Tremellomycetes, Tremellales, Cryptococcaceae. The record is from RefSeq and is a predicted model, not a curated record.